Messenger RNA from Effrenium voratum, 393 nucleotides. NCBI's taxonomy places the organism in Eukaryota, Dinophyceae, Suessiales, Symbiodiniaceae. The record is from the annotation of a GenBank genome assembly.
AUGGGCGCCGUGGUUGUGGGCCUUUGGGCGGUUGCCGGCCUUUGCGCCGCAAUUCCACGCACGGCCUUGCGAGCACAGGGCAAGGAGCAGGAAUCGCAAGUGGAGGACAAGAAGCCAUUCAACGUUUGGGAGCCGGAUACCUACGGCAACAUUUCCAUGGACGACGUGAAGAAGUAUGGCGCAGCCGGCACCUUGUCCUACGUGAUCACAGAGCUGCUCUUUUGGGCCAUUGCCUUCCCCACAGAGUGCAUCGUCUACCUGAACACGGCAGGCCAUUGGCCAGACUUCAGCAAGCCUGAGGAGAGCGCAGCUGUCUUCGGCUUCCAACAUCGCUCGGCUGCUUCUGCCGCUGCGCUUUGGGGCAGCUUUGGCCAUGGCGCCCUGGGUGGAUGA